Molecule: messenger RNA, 1773 nt
Organism: Pyrus x bretschneideri (Chinese white pear)
Lineage: Eukaryota; Viridiplantae; Streptophyta; Magnoliopsida; Rosales; Rosaceae
Exons: 1
Coding region: 1-1773 (590 amino acids)
Source: RefSeq, a predicted model, not a curated record
AUGGUGGUUGCUCCGACACCUCUUGUCGGUCCUCCGGAGAUCGUCAAACUACUGGUAACCUCACAACCGCCUCUGACACAACUCCAUAUAGCACAAAAAGCCGCUUCCAACGCCGCGGUGGCCAAGAAACCGGCCUCAUUUGGUAACCCCUGCCUUGAUCUCUAUUUCCAUGUGAAACCAUACAGCUAUGGGACAGCCUUUAAGCAUCUGAACCGGUUGCUCCCGCUCGCUUGGUCCCAUGAUCCCCUGACCACCCUGAAGCUCAUCUGUAACCUAGUAGAAGGAGGUUACGACUCCUCUGGAAAAGGUGAAGAUGAGUUGUUUUACACGGCGGCGUUUUGGCUGUACCAAAACCACCCCAAAACCCUAGCAUGCAACGUUGCGCCAAUUGCCGAUUCGUUUGGGAAUUUUGAACACAUUUUAGAGAUGUUGCUCGGGAUUGUAGACGGCGAAGAUGAAAAUGCCAAGAGGAGGAGGUUGAAUAGGGGGAGCAGCUAUAAAAUCAAAUUCGAGGACUUGGUUCAGAAAAAAAUAGGCAAAAGAAAGAGUGAGCAGAUUGCCAAGGCCAAGAAGGUGAUUGAGAUGUACAAGCGUGACCCCAACUUCCAGUUGUUGCACGAGCAGGUUUCGGAUCUUUACGCUGAGCACUUGAAGUCUGAUAUUCAGAAUUUGAAGAUAUACGAGCAGCAGCAGUUGGACAAUGCUUAUGAUCCUACACAGUGGGAGUUGGAGUUAACCCCGGCUGCAAGGUGGUGCCCUUCUGUUGAUUGCUUCUUCGAUCGCGCCACUUUACUCUGCGAAAGCAUUGCAAGGAAGGUUUUCCCGCGAGAGGAAUGCAUACAAGAUGUUUCUGACCGGGAGGAGGAGGCUGAUUACGCGUCCAGAGUCCAAGAGCGGCUGAUGGAUGAGGUUUUGACGCCGUUGAGGAAGUUCAUGAACUCAGGCUAUGAUUUUCCAGCAGAAAGAAGGUCUGAUGUGGUUAAAGAGUAUAUGAACGAUGUCAAUGAUGCUGGCGAGUCUGAGAUUGAGGCAGAUGCUAUGUUUCCACAUGAGAUCAUACGCUAUGUGAACUACCGCAAUUUUGCGGAACUGGUUGACCCUCAGUGGAAGGCAAUGGUGGAGGAAAUAUAUGUAAAGCAGGGCAAGUUGAAGAACUGCUUGGCUGUGUGUGACGUCUCAGGAAGGAUGGUUGGGCGCCCCAUGAAUGUGUCAUUGGGUUUGGGACUUUUAGUGUCUGAACUCAGUGAAGAGCCAUGGAAAGGAAAGGUCUUCACUUUUAGUCGAAACCCUCAGCUACUUUCGAUACAAGGCGAUGAUCUUAAGUCCAAGUGCAGGUUUAUGAGGAGGAUGGACAAUCAGGACUGGGACGGUGACACUAAUUUUCUUAAGGUGUUUGAUUUGAUUCUGGAAGUGGCGGUGAAUGCAAACUUGAAGCCAGAUCAAAUGAUCAAGAAGUUGUAUGUGUUCACUAGUGACCAAGACUUUGAUGAUGCUUGCGGCCAUAGCUGGAGGACUGACUAUGAGGCUAUACAGAGAAAGUUCAAGGAGAAAGGGUACGGGGAUGUGGUGCCACACGUAGUGUUUUGGGAUCUAACCGGUGACGAGUAUGUCCCUGUGGCGUGGUGUACACAACAUGGGGUGACCGCUAUGAGAGGGUACUCCAAGGAUUUUGUCGAGUGCUUCUUGGACAAUGACGGUGAUGUUGGCCCCGACCAGGUCAUGGAAGCUGUCAUCUCCGAUGAGCAGUUUCAAAAUCUGGUUGUUGUGGACUGA